CAUGUUGAUUCUUAUCUGCAAUGGUCGAAGUGGCCGUAGAUCGACAAUCGGUGGGUUGUGUUAACUGGAACCCAACCGACGGGGAAGAUUUUUUUCGGGGGUUUUAUUCUUUUUUCUCAAGUUUGUUAUUGUAUCGAGUUGAAAAUGGGAGGGCUUUUAAGUUAUUUUAGAAAUCUAUUCGGUAGUAGAGAAAUGAGGAUUCUCAUUUUAGGAUUGGAUGGUGCGGGCAAGACUACCAUUCUGUACAGGCUCCAAGUGGGCGAAGUGGUCACAACAAUACCUACCAUUGGGUUUAAUGUAGAACAAGUCUCUUAUAAGAACCUCAAGUUUCAAGUAUGGGAUCUUGGAGGGCAGACGAGUAUAAGGCCUUACUGGCGAUGUUAUUAUGCAAAUACAGAUGCCAUUAUUUAUGUUGUUGAUUCAGCAGAUAAAGAUAGAAUAGGAAUUUCCAAAGAUGAACUGUAUUAUAUGUUAAAUGAAGAAGAACUGCAAGGUGCGAUUCUCGUAGUGCUUGCAAACAAACAAGAUAUGGACGGUUGCAUGAGUGUGGCAGAAGUCCAUCAAGCACUUGGGUUAGAUGCACUCAAGAAUCGGACAUUCCAAAUCUUCAAGACUUCUGCUGUGAAAGGUGAAGGGCUUGAGUCUGCCAUGGACUGGCUCUCCAAUGCAAUCCAAAAUCGUAAAUGAACAUACGAUUUGCUGUUUACCUUUUAAUAAGUGCUAUAAUGAAAAGUGAAUUAAAAAUCAACUCACUGUUGGAAUUUACAUGUACUUACUUGUACGUAAUUCCUUCCACCUGUACCAAGAAUGGUGUAUCUCUGACACCUUGAGGUUUGUGGUGCUUUUACAAGGAUUUUCUGCAAAACAUUUUAAGUGACAUUGUGUACAACUCUAAAUAGCUAUUGAUUCCAAACUUAAUUGAUUAUAGCUUGGGAUUUAAAUAUUACUCAUGUUAGAACUUUAGAUCCCAUAUGUUGCUUUAAGUGCAUUUUUGUUAAUGAGAGUGUGUUUAUGUGUGAGUGUGUGCAAAUGAGAGUGAGUAAGUGAGCAUAUAUGGAUUGUGUAUGAGGCAACUAUUUAAUAUAAAUAAAUUUAUUGUAAUAAGUUGUACAUUAAAUUGUAUUUAUAUUUUACGACUAUAAAUACUCACCCCUCCUUAUUGUAUUGUUAAACUGUCAAUAAUAUAGGAAAUCAAUAUCAAAAUAAAGCUUAUUAAAAAAGAAAGUUAUGGAUAAUACGAUGAAAAGUUAAACAUAAAAAAAAUCUAAACAACUAUUAUGUAUCAUUCCAACCAAAGAAAUUUUGGGUCUGUGUUGGCAGAGAACAUUAAAGCAUCUGAUCUGUGUUUCUUA
Cimex lectularius (bed bug) is the source of this 1352-nucleotide messenger RNA. It is a transcript of the gene Arl1, whose product is annotated as ADP-ribosylation factor-like protein 1. Gene Ontology annotation, biological process: vesicle-mediated transport; intracellular protein transport. The record is from RefSeq and is a predicted model, not a curated record. Bases 145 to 687 code for a protein of 180 amino acids. The transcript has 4 exons. Lineage: Eukaryota; Metazoa; Arthropoda; Insecta; Hemiptera; Cimicidae. Gene Ontology annotation, molecular function: GTPase activity; GTP binding. Gene Ontology annotation, cellular component: Golgi apparatus; cytoplasm.